AUGGAAGACAAAUCCAACUCGUUCUCCAACAAGGAGGAGAAGGCAGAUGGGAACAAUGUCUUUCAAAGGCAGGACUCUAUACAGAAGAACAACACUGGCAGCCAGAAGGAGCACAGCAACUCCGUGGGCUUCAAGGGGGAGCGAGAAGAGGCCAUGGUGGGAUUUGACGACUUGGAAGGGGCGGCUGGUCGGCACGGGUUCAUGCAAAGGCAGUUUGGGGCCAUGAUGCAGCCCGGUGUCAAUAAGUUCUCCUUGCGGAUGUUUGGCAGCCAGAAAGCAGUGGAGAAGGAGCAGGAGCGAGUGCAGACGGCUGGCUAUUGGAUCAUUCAUCCAUAUAGUGAUUUUAGGUUCUACUGGGACUUGAUAAUGCUCAUCAUGAUGAUGGGGAAUCUAAUCAUCAUUCCUGUGGGAAUAACCUUCUUCUCGGAGCAGACCACCACCACUUGGCUGAUCUUCAACGUGGCCUCGGACACCAUCUUUCUUGUGGACCUGGUCAUGAACUUCAGGACUGGGAUCGUCAACGAGGAGAGCUCUGAGAUCAUCCUGGACCCCAAAGUCAUCAAGAUGAAUUACCUGAAGAGCUGGUUUGUGGUGGACUUCCUCUCCUCCAUUCCAGUGGAUUAUAUCUUUUUAAUAGUGGAGAAAGGCUUUGACUCAGAGGUGUAUAAAACUGCUCGAGCCCUGAGGAUCGUCCGCUUUACCAAGAUUCUCAGUCUGCUCCGACUUUUAAGACUGUCCCGUCUCAUCAGAUACAUCCAUCAAUGGGAGGAGGUGCGUAUCACACCAUCAAACUUCACUCUAUCUGCGGGGUUUGGGGUUUGGCUUCAUGGUAGCAACCUUGAAACGAUAGUGCACAUUUCUGCGUACGGUAGUUCUGCAUUGCGCUAA
Knipowitschia caucasica is the source of this 888-nucleotide messenger RNA. The record is from the annotation of a GenBank genome assembly. NCBI's taxonomy places the organism in Eukaryota, Metazoa, Chordata, Actinopteri, Gobiiformes, Gobiidae.